Sclerotinia sclerotiorum 1980 UF-70 is the source of this 1557-nucleotide messenger RNA. RefSeq lists its product as hypothetical. The transcript is spliced from 7 exons. NCBI's taxonomy places the organism in Eukaryota, Fungi, Ascomycota, Leotiomycetes, Helotiales, Sclerotiniaceae. The coding region runs from base 1 to 1557 and encodes 518 amino acids. The record is from RefSeq and is a predicted model, not a curated record.
AUGCAAACAAACGCCUUGCUCAAGUUGGCUUUGUGCCUUCUCACACUCAACAUCAAUCCUACCUCUGCAUUUUGGCGUCUACCAUGCCAGAACCCAAUUGUGGUUCAGAGAGCUGACCCAGUUAUCUCUCCAGGUAGUGUAUCAGCGCAUGUUCACACUAUCAUGGGUGGUAAUGGAUUUGCUUUUAACAUGAACUAUGCUUCCACCCAGGCCUCAACUUGCUCUUCUUGUACAGUCACAAAGGAUCUUUCCAAUUAUUGGACUCCAACAUUGUUUUACAGAGCUCAAAAUGGCAGUUUCAUCUCUGUCGGUCAAAAUGGUGGUGUUACAGUUUAUUACUUGCAGCGCAGUGACCCAUUAGAUCCCGAGUACUCCAAAGGUCUUUUGGCCUUUCCCCCCGGCUUUAGAAUGGUCACUGGUAAUCCUUACCUUCGCUCGUACAAUUCUAGCUCUCUAGCACAACAGGCAAUCACCUAUGUCUGCCUCGGUACUAGUAAUCCUCAAACGAAUGGAUUCCCGAAUUACAAAUGUCCAAAUGGACUCCGAUCACAAGUCUUCUUCCCAUCAUGCUGGGAUGGAAAGAACUUGGAUUCUCCAGACCAUAUGUCCCAUAUGGCUUAUCCUAGUCUUGUGGAUAGUGGUCAUUGUCCUCCCAGUCAUCCAAAGCGCUUUGUCUCUAUUUUCUAUGAGAUUAUUUGGGAAACUCCUGACUUUGCUAACAUGUGGUAUGGUAAUUCUCAACCAUUCGUCUGGGCUAUGGGAGACCCAACCGGCUACGGAUUUCAUGGAGACUUUGUCAAUGGUUGGGAUGUGCCGACAUUACAAAGAGCUGUCAACGAAUGCAACGAUGAUAGUGGAGUCAUUGAAAAAUGUCCCGUUUUCCAACUCACAAGCGAUGCAACUGCAAAUGCUUGCAGAAUUCCUCCAUCAGUUCAUGAGCAAGUCACCGGUGUAAUGUCCAAACUCCCUGGAUGCAAUGAGAUUCAAAGCGGCCCCGCAAAUGCUGUUCAAAAAACUGGAUGUGGUGCUACAACCACCAUCGGUACGCCUAUUUGGCCUUACACUGACGUGACGAAAUCAAAGAGUUUCGCAUACUUGGGAUGUGGCACAGAUCUACCUGGUCAACCUCGAACUUUACAAGGAGCUUCGUUAAAAGAUAAUGCAGGAAUGACAAUCGAAAAAUGUAUCGACUUCUGCAACAGCAAAGGCUUUAGUAUCGCUGGUUUGGAAUAUUCCACAGAGUGCUACUGUGAUAAUAAUAUGCUUGCUGGUAGAGCUCCAGUUCCUGGCGUUUUGGGUGGUUGUACCAUGCCUUGCUCUGGGAAUAAUCAACAAAUUUGUGGAGCAGCUGGUCUAAUUUCACUUUACAAGAAGUGUCCGAAUUCCAAUAGUUGUACUAACGUUCAAUAUCCAUUCAAUGCCGGUUUGAAGAAGCGUAAGUCGGAAGGAAGACGCGAGAGACGUCAAAAACGCGAUAGCGAGCUAGCCUGCCAUUCAAACAAUACCUCUACUUCUUCUGAUUCUGAUUCUGCUUCUACCCUCUGUGAGGUCUUCUAG